Messenger RNA from Lingula anatina, 1664 nucleotides. RefSeq lists its product as uncharacterized. The record is from RefSeq and is a predicted model, not a curated record. NCBI's taxonomy places the organism in Eukaryota, Metazoa, Brachiopoda, Lingulata, Lingulida, Lingulidae.
AAUCUAGGUCAAGGUGCGGAGCUAUAAUGUUAAAAUUGGGUCAAAAUAAGUAUGGAUAGUGGAAUGAACAGUUUUCUUCAUUUACCUUCCAUAAAACUUGGUCAAAAAAGGAUCAGAUGUGUUUGUCUGUGCAGAAAUGAUAAAUUUCACAUUGAUGUCCAACAUGCAAUGACCAAAGGAGAGCUCCUGUUUCUUGCAACAGAUGUAUUACAGGUAACAGGAUGUGAGCAGCCAGCCAAGAAUUUCCCAAGAAUCCAUGCAAGAUAUGCAAGAAAUGGACUUGCAGCAAAAGUUCAACUGAAAGGUAUUCGUAUUCAUGGUUGGAGCAGUCCAGUCUGGUGUUACUCUGUCCAAGGAUUGUUAAAAGCUGUAUUUGAAUAUCAGGACAAGGAAAUACAGAAAAGCUGUUUACAGAACUUUAAGGAUAUGUGGAUGCAAACUAUUGACCUGCCACCACUACCAGACUCUCUGAUCCUGGAAUAUGAUAAAAAUUACUCAAAUUCAAGCAAUAGAGCCUACAGUGAUCCAAACAGAGAAGUCACAAGUGAACCAUAUAAAGAGCACUGCAAUAAAGCAUCUGAAGUUUCUGGGAGAACAGUUGACAAUGAUAAAGACAAGUACAAAGAUACAGACACUAUGGAAAAAUCUCCCCUUGAGCAAGUAGGGAAAGAAGAUCCAGGUGCAGAGACAUUAAGGGCAUUAUCAGUGGUGGGCAGGUGUUUACUCCACAACAAGAAACUAUUCAAGACAAACCAACAGGCAUUUCACAUGUUAGAUAUAUUAAGCAAGGUAACACAGGUAUUGCAGCAUAGCAGAUCUAACUCUAACAAUGAAUUUGACCUCUCAGAUGGAUUUCCUUUCCAUCUUGUUGAGACUUAUCUCAAUAUCAUUCAGGAUAAAUGUGUUAGCGGUAAGUUUCAGAAUAAAUUCUCCGUGCCUCUUCACAGGAAUGUAGCCCUUUGUGUUGUCGCAGAAUGGCUUGGAAAAGAAUACUAUAGAUUGCAAAACAAGAUAUGUGAGGAAGUAGACAAGUUUAAAAUGGCACAUAUUGACUGUAUUGAUAAUUUACCACCCCCAGUGAAGCUUGUCAAGUCAUUAUUCCCACAGUGCAUGAUUCUUCUGCUUCAAAACUGGAUGGCAGGAAGUGAUCCCCCAAAAAGGGAGCAGAUACAAGACCAGAUGGUACAGUGUGAAACAGCAGCAAAGUCAAAGGUCAGUGAUCAGCAGAACAUGUCAGAUAGUAGUGAAGAAAACUUUCAAACGAGCUCUUCUCCAACAGAACCACAUAUUAAGAGACGCAAAUGCCAAGAAGAAUAUGGACAAUGCAGAGACUCAGAUAGAAAUGAAAUGAGUGAUUCUGUCAAUGUAGACUCAGCAUUUCCUUUUAUUCAGUUAAUUUUGGAAUUCACAAACAAAGCUUUGAUAUCAGGGGUUGCACAUGUGGUUUACUCAAGGAUGCUUCAUAUGUGAUUUAUUCCUUCAGUGUGUGUUAUUAAUUAUCUUCAGUUGUGUGUCUUAUUGUCAUAAGUUUUACAAGGCUUUUUAUGGCAAGUUGUAUGAAAUUCAUAUAUGAAAAGAAGUAGAUGUAGUUUAGACUGCAUUCCCAUAGAUUUAGAUCGAACCAUCUAGAUCGACCUAACUCCCUAGGGGUUCACACUAAAUUG